UGGAGCUGCACAUGCGGCUGCUCCCUGUUCUGUCCCGCCCAGCCACCGUCGCUCAGGAACGGGUCCCUGCAGCCCCCAGCCGAUGGCAGGACAGUAGUCGCCUGUCAGGGGUCGUGAAGGACUGAGGCAGAGGCAGAGGCUCCCGGGCCUCAGAUAGUGGUUGUCUCUGGAGGCCAUGGGCUACCCAGAGGUAGAGCGCAGGGAACCCCUGCCUGCGGCAGCGCCAAGGGAGCGGGGCAGCCAGGGCUGCGGCUGUCGCGGGGCCCCUGCUCGGGCGGGCGAAGGGAACAGCUGCCGGCUCUUCCUGGGUUUCUUUGGCCUCUCGCUGGCCCUCCACCUGCUGACGCUGUGCUGCUACCUAGAGUUGCGGUCCGAAUUGCGGCGGGAACGGGGAACCGAGUCCCGCCUCGGUGGCCCGGGUGCUCCUGGCACCUCUGGCACCCUAAGCAGCCCUGGGAGCCUCGACCCGGUGGGUCCCAUCACCCGCCACCUGGGGCAGCCGUCCUUUCAACAGCAGCCUUUGGAACCGGGAGAAGAUCCACUCCCCCCUGACUCCCAGGACCGGCACCAGAUGGCCCUCCUGAAUUUCUUCUUUCCUGAUGAAAAGGCAUAUUCUGAAGAGGAAAGUAGGCGUGUUCGCCGCAAUAAGAGAAGCAAAAGUGGUGAAGGAGCAGAUGGUCCUGUUAAAAACAAGAAAAAGGGAAAGAAGGCAGGGCCACCUGGGCCCAACGGCCCCCCAGGACCUCCAGGACCUCCGGGACCCCAGGGACCUCCAGGGAUUCCAGGAAUUCCUGGGAUUCCAGGAACAACUGUUAUGGGACCACCUGGCCCACCUGGCCCUCCUGGUCCUCAAGGACCCCCUGGCCUCCAAGGACCUUCUGGUGCUGCUGAUAAAACUGGAACUCGGGAAAAUCAGCCAGCUGUGGUGCAUCUGCAGGGCCAAGGGUCAGCAAUUCAAGUCAAAAAUGAUCUUUCAGGUGGAGUGCUCAAUGACUGGUCUCGCAUCACUAUGAACCCUAAGGUGUUUAAACUACAUCCCCGCAGCGGGGAGCUGGAGGUACUGGUGGACGGCACCUACUUCAUCUAUAGUCAGACCUUGCUCCCCUCCACUUUUGUCCUUCUCCUGUCCUGGGCCCAUUCCCCACAGGUCUGCCAGUGGCCAUUCAUUUCCAUCCCUCAUUGCGUGCCUCCAUCGGGGCUCUCCUCAGAGCUACAAGUACAUAGGCCUUGAGGUCAGGGUUACCAGGAGGUCUACUACAUCAACUUCACUGACUUUGCCAGCUACGAGGUGGUGGUGGAUGAGAAGCCCUUCCUGCAGUGCACCCGCAGCAUUGAGACAGGGAAGACCAACUACAACACUUGCUAUACUGCAGGCGUGUGCCUCCUCAAGGCCAGGCAGAAAAUCGCCGUGAAGAUGGUGCACGCUGACAUCUCUAUCAAUAUGAGCAAGCACACCACCUUCUUCGGGGCCAUCAGGCUGGGCGAAGCCCCUGCAUCCUAGAUUCUCCCAUUCCAUCCUGGCCCAUGCCCCUGCCCCAGGUUUGGGAGCCAGGACUCCCAGAACCUCUAAGUGCUGCUGUGUGUGGAAUGAGGUAUACUGGCGUUGCAGCCACAAAGAGAAAUGCCCCAUGCUAUUUAUUCCCCAGUGACUCCAGGAUGACAAGGCCUAUGUGACUUCCCAGAAAGACCUUGAGUUGCCAGGACAGUUGACGGAGCCCCAGGGUUGUCAAGAAGCAGAACCUUCUUAGGCUCCCUGCUGACUGGCUUAUGGUGACUCCUCAACCCUUAGGUCCCUCAUCAGAUGUAUCAUUUGUUGCACUAAAAUGAGGAUCCAAGACAGUAGGCCACAAAAAGAAAAGGUGCACUCCAGAUUCUAGGGGUGAUGGGGGGCUUCUUCUCUCCUGGCUGGGGGUGCCAUUAGGUUGCAACUUAAGGAGAGGGUCAGGUCAGAAGAAGGCAAGUCCUUGUGGCAAAGACCUGGGCAAUAACCUACCAAGUCAAUAUCCUUGACAGAAGAGGCAUUCUUGCUGCAUUGCACUAUAACCUACUAGAGGCUCAAAGAAAACUUCCCACUCAGGCUGAGAGGUAUACUGUGGCAGCUUGCUGGACUCCAGAGCUGGGAACUUUGCUUUGGCUUGGAAUCAUGCAGGAAUGACCACAUGCAUGCCUAUGUAAGAAGCUAUAUUUGGGGUCAUGCAUGUCUCAUUGUGUUUACAGCUAUGUUCCACUCUCAGAAAACUACCUGGAGUCUUCCCACCUGUCACCACCCACCCCAGUCUGACUAGAAAUUCUAUCUUCUUUCUCCUCGGUGCCUACCUCUGCUUUAGACAGGUGCUUCACAGUGUACUCUUUAAAUUACUUGGGCACAAAGAAUUUUCCAUUUAUUAGGCAUACAAUUCUUCUAAUUCUAAUCAAACUGUGUCUGGGAACAGAUGGUUAAACUGGAUAACCUCCAAAAGCCCCUUAGAGUUUGAAGAUCGGUGGCACUCAGCAGUUACCUGCCACAGUAAAUUUUGGAAUUCCCAAACCCUACACUCCCUUGGGCAUCAGCACAGUAUAGCUUUUCUACCUUUCCCAGGGAGGGGGAGAAAGUGGGGAUAGAACAGGAAAUGUUGUCCACUUUUGUUGAGACCCAAGCUCUUAUCUGAAAGAGCAGCAGGCCAUGGCCCACUAGCCCAGUCUUUCUGCGGUGCUUUCCUAGAGCAUCUGUCUGCUAUUGAGCAGGGCUCUCACACCUACUUCAGAUCCAAAGGCACCUCCACCAGUUUUCCUGCAUUGUCUUAUGCUAGGUUCAUGAGACUUCUUUCCAAUUGCCUAGCUUCAGGGUACCAGGCACAGCCUAAAGCUGGAAGGAUCAACCUGGUCCAGCCGGUUCCUCUUGCUCCUGAAAUGUAUUUCUUUUUGAGGAGAUGGGAAAUGCAUCCCUGAAAUGCAUCAAGAAUAUCAGGUACUGAGUUCUCAGCUGUACCUCCAUUUCCCAGUAGCCACAUUGCUUGGUCCUUCACGGGUCAGGACAAGAGGUGGUAGGCCAGGACUCUUUUAUACAGUGCUAAUGACAGCCUUACAACCAGAAAUGAGGUCGAUUUUAGACAUGCAUCUGCCCUUGGAGGCCUUGAACAAUCAGCAGUGGUAGCAAGAACUAACAGACCCUCUCCUUAGUGUUUGAAGGUUGCUUCCUCUUAAUUUCCUUUGAAGAAGACGGGGCAGAGAAUUAUCACAGUUACCAUUGUAUAGGUACGGCUGGGAGAGAAAGCACUUUCAUUAAGAACUCACCCAUAAGUCACAGACCUUAGCUUUUAGUGAGGUCUGACUCCCGAGCUAGUGUCUUACCACACACUUACCACACACUGUGUGGAAUUUGGGUUCCGAAAGAAAAAUUAAAAGUGAUCACAUGGAACUGAUAUCAUGGCAGAGUCCUAGGGAGAAACCUAGCAAUGCUAUGGUACUGCCUAGUCUCUUGGCUGCCACAGGCUCUGUGGAAGAAGUCUUGGAUGUUUUCUAAUCCUGAGUUGAGCUCUGGGACCCACAGAACUUGGAGCCUUCAUGACCUUUCACCCAUCUGAUAAAAGCAGCAACCAUCACACAACGAGCUGCUAUGUGGGGCAAGGUCUUCUGUCUUCCAUUCCUGACCCUAGCUACUAGUUCUGGGAGCCAGUCUGCUUCCUGGGGUUAGGUGUGACUCCUCCUCUCCUCCUGCCAUAUUACAAAGGCCUUAAUGUUGCCAGAACAUCUUCCUCUGUUGAUGUUGAGAGGUUGCCCUCCCGAGAAUGGAGGGAAAACCUAAGAGCACCAUUCCAAAGCCACAUGGCUAUGGAGAAAUAGAGGAAGUUUCCUAACUGUGCCCCUGCAGGACAUGCCAACCCCAUCAUAUGCUCUGUGCUUGGAGAUCAUAGGGGAAGUGGGCUUCUCACUACCCUGUCUUCAUCCUGAAUCCUCACAAGGAGCCCCAGAUGCAGAAGGCUGGGGGAGGAAAUAAGAAAGAAUGGGGGGCCUGCUGUGCUGUACUCAUUGGCAAAGUAAUGAAGCAUUUACUGAUAGGAAAAUAGGGAUAUAGAUUUACAGUUUGGAAUUGUCAUGAUGUGAAGUUAUCCCAAGGUUAGCAUAGAGAAUGGGAUGGGGACAUGUUUGUGUAAGCAGAUGACAUGUUAGAAGAAAAAUUGCACCGCAGGAGCCUCUACCAGCUGCUUGAGCUUCAAAAGCCAAGCUGGCACAAAAUUGUACCUGCUAGAUGUUAUGUGGCUACUGGUUCCCUGGAAGAUGUAUCAUUUUGCCUUAGUUGCCCCUGGACCCAUCCUGAGCCUAAUCUCUGCAGCUUAGUAAGAAAAGGCUAAGGACCCUAGAGAUGAGGGCUUUGGUCCUCAUGUGAGUGAUUGCAUUUUAUGCGUCUUCUAGUGGAUGCAAACAGAUGUAGAGAAAUCUUUGACCUAGAAAGGCUUUUAGAGGGAAUGCAGCCCAACCUACAUCCCAUCCUGUUACUCAUAUGCAAUUGAUGUCCAGACAGGGAAACUGGCCCACCUAGGACAGUGUGCAGGCAGGCCCCCACCUCCAGACUCAGCAGGAGAAGGAGGCAAAGCAACCUGUCCCAUGGGGCCUCCUCUUUCAUACACCCACAGAAUCAAAGCUAGAAGUGUUUAUCUCCCUUCAGGAGCCUGGUGAGGCAGGGAGUGGGUCUACAAUCUCCAUCACAACUUGCCUCCCCACACAUAGUCCCCCAAGAUAUUUGUGCACCUCCUGCCUCUGGGCUGGAAGCUUUAGGCUGGCUCUGAGCCAGACAGAUUUUAGGCUUCUCUUGUGUUGCCUGAGGUCCCACCCUUGCCUGGGCUUUCCCUGGGCCAUGCCUACUACAGAACCUGAUUUGUUUUCUUAAUUCAUUUCAGGGCUCUCUCCAGGAGAGCGUGAGGUGUGUCAUUUCUUUCUUCAAAAAGCUUCCAGCUGAUGAGGAUAAGGGGAGAAUGGCCUGGAGCAGGCCCAAUGCUGCUUUGGGGAAUCAGCAUCCUGUGUGAGAUACUGUGUAUAGAAACUAUAUAUAUAAUGUAUAUAAACAGGGAUGUAAGUUUGUGUAAAUUAAUGGUUUAUUCUUUGCAAAUAAAGUGCUCCCCUCACCA
Messenger RNA from Mus musculus (house mouse), 5105 nucleotides. It is a transcript of the gene Eda, whose product is annotated as ectodysplasin-A. NCBI's taxonomy places the organism in Eukaryota, Metazoa, Chordata, Mammalia, Rodentia, Muridae. The record is from RefSeq and is marked validated. Gene Ontology annotation, cellular component: plasma membrane; extracellular region; membrane. Gene Ontology annotation, biological process: immune response; regulation of non-canonical NF-kappaB signal transduction; odontogenesis of dentin-containing tooth. The coding region runs from base 176 to 1231 and encodes 351 amino acids. Gene Ontology annotation, molecular function: tumor necrosis factor receptor binding. The transcript is spliced from 9 exons.